AUGCCUCCUAAAUUCGAUCCCUCCGAGGUCAAGGUCAUCCACCUGCGGGCCACUGGUGGUGAAGUCGGUGCCUCUUCCGCGCUCGCCCCCAAGAUCGGUCCUCUCGGUCUCUCGCCCAAGAAGGUCGGUGAAGAUAUCGCCAAGGCCACUGGGGACUGGAAGGGACUCCGUGUCACGGUCAAGUUGACCAUUCAGAACCGUCAAGCCCAGGUCUCGGUCGUUCCCUCCGCCUCAUCGCUCGUCAUCAAGGCCCUGAAGGAGCCCCCGCGUGAUAGGAAGAAGGAGAAGAACAUCAAGCAUACCAAGAGCGUUCCCCUCGACGAGAUCAUCAACAUUGCCCGCACCAUGCGCUUCAAGUCGAUGGCCAAGGACCUGAAGGGUACCGUUAAGGAGAUUCUCGGCACUGCUUUCAGCACCGGCUGCCAGGUCGAUGGCCGCAGCCCUAAGGACAUCUCCGAUGACAUCGAGUCCGGCGAGAUCGAGAUCCCCGAGGAGUAA
Didymosphaeria variabile is the source of this 498-nucleotide messenger RNA. It is a transcript of the gene RPL12, whose product is annotated as 60S ribosomal protein L12. Gene Ontology annotation, molecular function: large ribosomal subunit rRNA binding; structural constituent of ribosome. NCBI's taxonomy places the organism in Eukaryota, Fungi, Ascomycota, Dothideomycetes, Pleosporales, Didymosphaeriaceae. The record is from RefSeq and is a predicted model, not a curated record. Gene Ontology annotation, biological process: translation. Gene Ontology annotation, cellular component: ribosome; cytosolic large ribosomal subunit. The coding region runs from base 1 to 498 and encodes 165 amino acids. The transcript has 3 exons.